Messenger RNA from Pantherophis guttatus, 2531 nucleotides. RefSeq lists its product as uncharacterized. Gene Ontology annotation, molecular function: extracellular matrix structural constituent. Gene Ontology annotation, cellular component: extracellular matrix. NCBI's taxonomy places the organism in Eukaryota, Metazoa, Chordata, Lepidosauria, Squamata, Colubridae. The record is from RefSeq and is a predicted model, not a curated record.
CUGGAUGGGUGAAUUGGGUCCCAGAGGAUUCCCUGGGCCGUUGGGGCCUCCAGGAAGAAAAGGGCCCAACGGGGUCCCAGGAAAAUCGGGACGAGGAGGGGAACCAGGUUCUACUGGCCCAAAGGGCAUGACUGGUCCACCUGGAAACCAGGGAACAGGUGGACCGGUUGGUCUUGAUGGGACACCGGGGGACAAAGGAGAGAAGGGCAAAGAUGGAGAUCCUGGUGACAUUGGCAUCCGUGGUCUGGACGGAGAACAGGGUCCCUUAGGAUUGCCUGGAAGGCAAGGUCAGCCUGGAAUGAAAGGGGAACAGGGUGACAGAGGAACCCCAGGAGAUCCUGGCCUCAAGGGAAGCCUUGGAGAACCUGGAGACAGGGGCUUCCAAGGGCCACCAGGAGAAAUGGGAGAACGUGGGAAAGAGGGUGAUGGUGGUGAUCCUGGAAUCCCAGGCGAGCCAGGGACCAGGGGAGAAAAGGGCAGCACUGGCACCAGAGGACUCUUCGGUUGGCCUGGGCCAGCUGGGAUCCCAGGCAACGUUGGCCAAAAGGGCCUCAAAGGAGAGAAAGGUCAAGAAGGCUUUCUGGGACAAGUUGGUGUGAUUGGGAUGCCUGGCCCAGAAGGAAUCCGAGGAUAUCAGGGAGAACCAGGAAGCUGGGGAUUUCCUGGACCAGAAGGCGUUGAAGGAUUAAAGGGGAAUCCAGGUCCUCCGGGUCAGAAGGGGUCAAAGGGAAUAGCUGGCAUGAUGGGAUCUCCAGGAGAAAAUGGGAAGAAGGGGGAUCAGGGAUCACCUGGAUCUUUGGGGUCAUCAGGUCCUGUAGGCCUCAAGGGAAUUCAGGGACCUCAAGGUCUUGAUGGCCAGAAAGGAGACCAAGGAAUGACGGGAGAGAAAGGAACUGGUGGGCUGCAGGGCCACGCUGGGCCACCAGGUCAAAGAGGAAUGCCUGGAGAAAGGGGAGUGGGUGGUCCUCCAGGUGGAAAAGGAGAACCCGGAUCAACAGGGAAUUUUGGUCCUCAGGGGGUUCCAGGAUCACCAGGUGUAGCUGGCGAGAAAGGAAGCAAAGGGACAAAGGGUGAACAGGGGCACGAGGGGAGAAUCGGAAAGACGGGUAAAGCUGGCAGAAAGGGCAAGCGUGGUAAAGCCGGUUCUCGAUCUCCAAGAGGUUCCAGAGGCCACAAGGGUUCUCCGGGUGAAAAGGGUCUCCCAGGUGUCCGUGGACCCCAGGGCAUAUCUGGGGCUUCUGGAUUUCGGGGCACGAAGGGCACAAAAGGGCCCAGGGGGCAUAAGGGUGACAGAGGCAGCAGAGGGCUUCUUGGACCCCAAGGUGAUCCUGGCUUUAAGGGAGAGGAUGGCCUCGUGGGUCUACCUGGGAGGCUAGGACCGAAGGGGAAACAGGGUGCUGUUGGCCUUCUCGGGGCCCAAGGUUAUGCUGGAUUUCCUGGUGUUCCAGGCUACCUUGGAUCAAAAGGCCUGAAAGGAUUAGAAGGCAACCAAGGACCAAAAGGGAAAGUAGGCUUACCUGGCAAACCUGGUUCUCCUGGACCACCCGGAGCUUCUCGGAUUGCCUCCAAAGAAGAUCUGAGGGUCUAUUCUUCCCACAAGAAUUUCAGCCUGGUGUGGGCACUUAUGGAGAACUUACGGCAGGAGCUGAAACGCCUGAUUGAUGCCCCUGAUGGCACCAAGGACCGCCCAGCUACUACCUGCAAAGAGCUUUUGGUGGUUCAUUCCCACCUAUCAGAUGGAUAUUAUUACAUCGAUCCCAAUCAAGGCAGCCCCCGAGACUCUUUGAUGGCCUUUUGCAACUUCACGGCGGGAGGAGAGACCUGUAUUUCUCCCGUGCAAAAUCAGGUCCCGCUCAAGGCUUGGUUGAGAUCGUAUACAUCGGAAGGCAAGUUUGAAUGGUUGAGUUCCCUUCCUGAGGGUUUCCCGCUCGAGUAUCGGGGCCUGAACACCGUCCAGCUCCGUUUUUUGAAACUUCACAGCAGUCUGGCCACCCAGAAAGUAUCCUAUUCCUGCAGACCCCACUCAGAUGGAAGCACAAAGCACCUGGAAAAGGAAGUCAAGUUUCUUACGGAUUCCCGGGACCAAAGCUAUUUGAGUACUCUCCAGGGAUGUGAGCUGGACAAUGAAUCUUCGGUCAUGGAUACCAUCUUCUUUUUCUCCACCGGCGACCUCUCCCUGAUGCCUUUGCGCGAUCUCGCGGUGUUCCACAAUGGUGACGUCUCCCAUCAGUUCGGGUUUACCAUCGGGGCGGUUUGCUUCAGCUAAACUCACCUUUGAAUGGAGCCCCCCCGCUCCUCCUAGAAAAGAAAGAUGAGAAGACUUGCAAGGGGAAAGGAAGGAAGAAGAUACGGGGAAGCUGUAUCCCUCCUCCAUCGAUUCAGCCCGUUGUUAAAAGCCACUACUGUGACUCAUGACUUGCACAGUACAAUUUCCCACACUUCCUUCCGAAGGAUGAAGAAUAUUGCAUUUACAAGGAUGUUAUUUUAAGUCCUGUUUUGAUAUAUAUAAUGGUAAAGGUUCCCCUCACACA